This is a messenger RNA of Drosophila arizonae, 682 nucleotides long. It is a transcript of the gene Prx5, whose product is annotated as Peroxiredoxin 5. Gene Ontology annotation, molecular function: thioredoxin peroxidase activity. Gene Ontology annotation, biological process: hydrogen peroxide catabolic process; cellular response to oxidative stress; cell redox homeostasis. Gene Ontology annotation, cellular component: peroxisome; mitochondrion; cytoplasm. NCBI's taxonomy places the organism in Eukaryota, Metazoa, Arthropoda, Insecta, Diptera, Drosophilidae. The record is from RefSeq and is a predicted model, not a curated record.
UAUGCUUUGCAUUGGCAAUUGAGUGAGUGUCAGAAAUGCAGGCGUGCAAUUUUCUUAGCCGAGUUGUUAACUCUACGAAGCCGAACGUGCGAUCUUUUUCUAGAACCCUUGGAGCUAUGGUUAAGGUUGGAGAUAAAGUCCCGUCCGUGGACCUCUUCGAGGACUCCCCAGCGAAUAAGAUAAACACCGGCGAGCUAACGAAUGGCAAGAAAGUGAUCUUUUUCGGUGUGCCCGGUGCAUUUACGCCUGGAUGCUCCAAAACUCAUUUGCCGGGCUACGUAAGUGGAGCAGACUCUCUUAAAGCCGAACAGGGCGUCGAUGAAAUUGUUUGCGUCUCUGUCAACGAUCCGUUCGUGAUGUCUGCCUGGGGCAAGGAGCACGGAGCAACUGGCAAAGUACGUAUGCUAGCGGAUCCUGCUGGUCUUUUUGCAUCCGCAUUGGAUGUGAAUAUCGAUCUUCCUCCCUUGGGCGGUGUGCGAUCCAAGCGUUACUCUAUGGUCGUAGAGAACGGCGAGGUUAAGGAGCUAAACAUCGAACCCGAUGGCACUGGCCUCAGCUGCUCGCUGGCCAACAACAUUGGCAAGAAGUAAAAUGAAUCAUACAAUAAUAAUAGUGCCGAAAUAUCAUGUUUUCAAUUACUAAACAGCUAUGUAGAGAUUAAAUAAAAAUGCAAUUAGAUGAA